GCCCACGGUGCUGGGCCCUGCUCUUGGCACUGCUUUGGGCUUUGCUCAGCCCCUCCAUGGCCGCAGCUGCUCCUCAGCUCCGAUGGCUGCCGAGGAAUUGAUGCCGUCCCCAUCCCGGGACCCCUUUCGCACCGAGGGGCCCCGGUCUGUGGUGAAGGGGAGGAUGAAGGGGCUCAUCCCAGCCCCCCAAGCCCUUCAUUCUCCCAGUGCUGGUCAGUGCUGUGACCCCACAGCCGCAGCAGUGCCCGGAAGGGUCGGGGGUCCAGGGCCACCUCCCACCUCUGCUGCCGUUUGUUUGCUCUGGAUUAAUGGAAACCAGAUUGUGCAGCCGGGAAAGAGCCUGGAAGCCAAAUCCUGCUGCUGGAGUCCCUCCCGGUCUGCAGAGCUGCUGGCUUGGGAAUUCUCUAAUCAGCCAAAUGACCGUUGUCUGGAGCCGGGUGCUGGCAGCAGCCCCGGUCCCCUGGACUUGAGCAAUCCCACCCAGCUGGCUUCCAGCUGCGCCCUUGGAAAACAAACGGAGCCCCUCGCUCUGUCGGGGCAAGAAAACCAGAGCUGCCUUUCUACUUCCAUAAGGAAACUCAGGUCUCCUGCACGAAUCCCGGGAACGGGCUCGGCCAUGGGUGCGUGGUUGCUGCUCUUGGUGCUGCUGGCGGUGGCCCCGGCACAGGCGGCAGCCCCGCGGCACCGCCCGGUGCUGCCGGAGCCCGUGGGCAGCGGGGACGGGGAUGAGGCGUCGGCCACGCUGCCCGCCCAGCCCGUGACCCCCCGGAUCAGCCCCACGGUGGGGGACGCGCCGGGGACCACGGUGACCAACAGCUCGGCGCCGGGUGUGCUGGACGGGCUGGUGGACUUCUUCAAGGAGUACCUGCUGCUGGUGGUGGUGGUGGGCUCACUGUCCUUCGUCCUCCUCUUCAUCAUCUGUGCCGCCGUCAUCGUCCGGCAGAAGCACAAGGCCUCCGCCUACUAUCCCUCCUCCUUUCCCAAGAAAAAAUACGUGGAUGAGCGGGACAAGUCGGGGGGAGCACGGGCGUUCAGCGAGGUGCCCGAGAAAGCGCCCGAGGCCGGUGCGGAGGAGCCGCUGGAUGGCAGCCGGCAGCUCCAGGCGGACAUCCUGGCUGCUGCCCAGAACCUCAAAUCCCCCCCCAAGGCACCGCUGGCCAAUGGGGCCCGGGGUGAGCACAAUUCCCCUCAGGAGGAGGAGGAGGAGGAGGAAGAGAAGGAAGGAAGGAAGAAGGUGGGGGAUGAGCAACCCAAGCCCCCUGCCCAAAAUCCCGGUGCGGAGGAAGAGGCGAGCGCAGGAGGCAAGGAGACCCCUGAUGCAUCCCAGGAUGGCUCCCAGGCCCCCUCUGGAAUCUGAGGCAGGGACACGGUCCUGGGCAAGCCUGAGGAGCUGCUGGCUCGGGACACACGAUGGACAUGGUGGAUGAGGCUCUGUACGUACGUGGUGGCUCAAGGGAGCCCCGAUGAAGAUCCCAUUCCCUCCCCUGACCUCGUGCUGAUGGGAUGCUCAUGGGGGGGAUUUGCCAGCUGGUGGUUUUCCCCAGUGCUGGAAUGCUGUCAGCGCCACUCCUGCUGCCCAAGGGGCUUCUCCCACCCCAAGCACUGGGGUAGUGCAUCCCCCCAGCUCCAGCCCUGCCCCCAGUGUGCCACCAGCUUCCUCCCAAACAUGAUUUUAAUAAUCAGCAGCAGCCUGGUCCCUGCCCGGUGCCUGGCUGGGAGCUGUGUCCCUCUGGGAAGAGGGAUGGGACCAGGGCUGGAGGUGUGUAGGACAUGGGGCAGCUUUGCCCAUGGCCAGCCGAGGGGAGGAGGGAUGAGGAUUUAGGGACAAGGACUCUCCUUUCCUUCUUUCACCCCAGAGCCCAGCUGGAUUUUUGCCUCAUUUCCUAAACCCCUUCAGCUAGAAAUAAACACUUCCUCUGCACA
Molecule: messenger RNA, 1923 nt
Organism: Corvus hawaiiensis (hawaiian crow)
Lineage: Eukaryota; Metazoa; Chordata; Aves; Passeriformes; Corvidae
Gene: TMEM119
Product: transmembrane protein 119
Exons: 3
Coding region: 83-1357 (424 amino acids)
Biological process (GO): positive regulation of osteoblast differentiation; ossification; positive regulation of bone mineralization
Cellular component (GO): plasma membrane
Source: RefSeq, a predicted model, not a curated record